CUGUACAAGCUACUCGAUUCUGCUGUAAAUUUGUUACAAGCAAGCAGCCAACUCCAGCCGCUAUUUGAUAAUCUCUAUCAAGCACCACAGUAUUAAAGAUAACGAAUCUAGUUACUUUAUCUUGCACGGCAAAAUGAGCGGCGCUGGUGGUGGCCCCCAUCCGGCCGGUUUGCAAGCGCAAGCUGCGCCCCAGGGACAAGAGCCCAACGGGCCGGACAAGGUAUGGGUCACACGGCAAAACCUCUCAUCGUUAGCGCAGCGUCAUCGCCAGAAGCUUGCAGACCCCGGGGUCUCCUUCAAAGACGUCGUACUCAGCAUGAUGAGGUCUGGGACGUACGCACCGGACUUUGACUGGUGCUCGACGAAAGCAGGCGGGCUUCAUUUUGAACGAAGCCAAAUCGCGUGGCGCAUGACCAUCAAUCCGCAGAGCGUCACGCCUGCUGACGUGGACCGGCUCUUCUUUCCUGGCAAUCCGGCAGGGUUGCCUGAACAGGAGGAGUUGUUGGAGAUACUUGCAGGGGCGUAUGGGACGACGCAGUAGUCGUUGCCUUUGUAGGGGCGAAAGCGGGGAACGCGCAUAACCUACUUGGGUGCCGGUAACAGGACUGGUGGAGGUGUAAUGGUUGGCAGCAUGGAGUUCAAUGCAGGUGAUGGAGCGUGUUUUUCAGCCAGAAGUUGAACGUUUGCGGGACGGUAUAUGCAUGGAAGAAAGACCUCCCUGAAGGCGUGUUGCAUGGACAGGGUCGUAGCGUGAAUGCAUGAUGAGGGCUAGCCCUGCUGGCCACAACAAACUCACCUUUGUUGCCGUAGCAUCUCCCUACAUCUCUUUGGACAAAUGGUUGACAGUUUGGAGUAGCAGCAUGCACUGGCGAGGUAGGUUGCUGCUUACAGGAUAGCCAUACAGCCAGCUAGCCGCAAGGUCUGUGGCAAGCACAAUGCGGAAGGCAACUUGAGCUACAACUCGAUUUGACGGCUUCAACCAUUGCCAAGGCAGCAACCUCGCACUACUGUUCAUGGCUAACAGGAUAAACCUGGAAAAGAGCUCAAUAGUUAAGGCCAUGACUUAAAAAACAAACAAACGUUUUGCGCCCCUUUCAAGAUUGCAUGGCAGGUUCGCCCUUGCAUGGCCUUUAUGAAACCCUGCGACACCCCCCCAACAUU
Molecule: messenger RNA, 1161 nt
Organism: Astrephomene gubernaculifera
Lineage: Eukaryota; Viridiplantae; Chlorophyta; Chlorophyceae; Chlamydomonadales; Astrephomenaceae
Source: the annotation of a GenBank genome assembly